AUACCGAAGUCUUCUUAUAAGUAUAAAAAAGAGGGAUAACAGAGGCAGCCAACCAAGAAAGAAAACCGAAGCAAAAAAAAUCAGACUCCUACCUUAUUUAGGGCGCCAAUCUCUUACUUUCCAUUAUAAACACCCGAGAGAGAAUCAAAAUAACAUAUAUAGAGCUUCUAAGAAAAUUUCCCAAUAAUAAAACCUUUUUUUGUGAUGAACUCGUGUAUAAGUACAUACAAUAAUUACCCAGAAUUCUGCUAUUUUUGAGAGAAAACAAGAAAAAAAAUAUACAAGAAAUAGAAGUAAAUUGUAGAAAAGAAUGGUAAGAAAGUUAAUUAGUAGUAAAUAUUUGUUUAGUGGUUUAAACUGUGGAAUUAAUGAGGUAGAAAGAGAAACAGAGCAUGAAGCUUCAAGUCAUGCUGGUUAUGAUCUGACGACUGAGAUUUUGCCAUCACUUGGUGCUAGAAGCCAUGCUCAAGUUAAAAUCAGAAGAUUUAUUAUUUCUCCUUUUGACCGCCGUUACAGGAUAUGGGAAAUAUUUUUGGUAGCUCUAGUGCUCUACACUGCUUGGGUCUCUCCAUUUGAGUUCGGUUUUUUCGAUUGUCCAAGAAGGCCAAUCUCCAUCAUUGAUAACAUAGUUAAUGGGUUUUUUGCUGUUGAUAUCAUCCUUUCUUUCUUUGUUGCAUACCUUGAUAAAAAGGAAUAUAUACUUGUUGAUGAUCCGAGAAAAAUAGCCAAGAAGAAUACUUUAAGCUUUAAGAUGGUUUUCGAUGUCAUCUCCAUAGUCCCCUCUGAAGUCGUGUUAAAGAUUUUCCCUGCUUCUAGACGAACUUAUGGUGUGUUCAACAUGUUCCGCCUUUGGCGUCUAAGAAGAGUUAGCCGCCUCUUUUCCAGGAUGGAGAAAGAUAGAAAUUUUAACUACUUUUGGGUUCGAUGUAUUAAACUUGUUUUUGUGACCCUUUUUGCUGUACAUUGUGCUGGGUGUUUUUGUUAUCAUAUUGCUUCACAUUAUCAUGAUAAAAAAGCUACAUGGAUUGGCUCAACCACGCCAAAUUUCCUAGAUUACAGUGUGUGGACUCGAUAUGUAAUGUCUGUUUACUGGGCUAUCACUACUUUGUCGACUGUUGGCUAUGGUGAUUUGCAUCCUGUCAACCAAUACGAGAUGCUUUUCGAUAUUUUCUAUAUGCUAUUCAACCUCGGUCUCACUUCCUACUUGAUUGGAAACAUGACCAACUUGGUCGUCCAUGGAAGUAGCCGCACUAGAACAUAUAGGGAUAGCAUUCAAGCAGCUUCGAGUUUUGCACAAAGGCACCAACUUCCUUCCCGUUUGCAAGACCAGAUGCUUGCACAUAUCUGUUUAAAGUAUCGAACAGAUUCCGAGGGGCUGCAGCAACAAGAGAUUCUAGAUUCCUUACCUAAAGCAAUCCGAUCAAGCAUUUCAGUUCAUCUUUUCUACUCUCUCGUAGAUAAAGUGUAUUUGUUCCGUGGUGUGUCCAAUGACCUCCUCUUUCAGCUGGUAUCGGAGAUGAAGGCCGAGUUCUUUUCUCCAAACGAGGAUGUUAUUCUCCAGAAUGAAGCCCCAUCUGACUUCUACAUAAUCGUCAAUGGUUCAGUGAAUCUUAUUCAGUCCAAUAAUGGAUUAGAACAGGAAGUCGGAGAGGCAAAAAAGGGUGAUAUAUGUGGUGAAGUUGCUGUGCUUUGUUAUCGGCCUCAGCUAUUUACUGUGCGAACCAAGCGGCUCUGUCAGUUGCUACGGAUUAAUCGUACAAAUUUCUUGAACAUUGUGCAGUCCAAUGUAGGAGAUGGUAACAUAAUCAUGAAUAACCUCUUUCAGCAUUUGAAAGAUCAUAAAAAUGACAAUAUCACAAGAGAAAAUUUGGCGGAGGUAGAGAAGAUGAUAGGUCAUGGAAGGCUUGAUUUACCACUUAGUCUAUGUUUUGCUGCUAUAAGAGGGGAUGAUCAUCUGAUGCACCGGUUGCUGAAACGAGGUCUUGAUCCCAAUGAAUCAGAAGAUAGUGGAAGGACAGCCCUUCACAUUGCAGCAUCAAAUGGGAGUGAAAAAUGUGUGAAUCUCCUGCUAGACUAUAGUGCUGAUCCUGAUUGCAGAGAUCAAGAAGGGAGUAUACCACUAUGGGAUGCAAUGCAGGGUGGACAUGAAGCAGUGGUGAAAUUGCUAAGAGAGCAUGGUGCCAGGAUUUGUGUUGGCGAUGUUGGUCAGUAUGCUUGCUUAGCCACCGAGCAGAACAACCUCAACCUUCUCAAGAAGAUCGUUCGCUAUGGUGGUGAUGUAACACUACCAGCUGCUACCUUAAUUGCACCUCCUACAGGUGAGGUCCCUCUCCCGAAGUUCAAUGGUGCCACAGCUCUGCACGUGGCCGUUGGUGAGGGAAACAUCAAGAUUGUCGAGUACUUGCUUGAUCAAGGAGCUCACAUUGACAUGCCGGAUAUCCAUGGGUGGACCCCGCGAGCUCUUGCUGAGCAGCAGGGUCAUGAAGAUAUAACCACCCUGUUUCAAGCCAAGGCGGGGCCUAAGCCACAAACAGUUUUCCAAGUCCAUGAAGAGCAGAGAAACAAAGUAAAUUUCCUUGGGAGGUUUACUAGUGAACCAAAUCUGUAUCAUCUUAACUUGUCUGAUGAUGGAUCAGUAGGAUCAAGAAUGAGGCCCAGGAGAAAGGUUAAUAACUUCCGCAACUCGAUUUUUGGAGUCAUGUCGGCUGCUCAAAACGGGCAUAGUGAUCGAUUUCCAACCAUCGAAGAGAGUGAUUUACGUAGCAAGAACGUUUGUCGUCAGCAACAUGUUGAUGUUGCUGCUAGAGUGAUCAUUAGCUGCGCUCAAGAGGGAGGAAAAGUUAGGAAGUUGGUUGUUCCACUACCUAAUAGCUUUGAGGAGCUACUAGAUGUUGCUACUAAAAAGUUUGGGUUCUUUCCCUCUAGAAUUGAGAAUGAUAAUGGUGCUGAAUUUGACUGCAUUGAAGUCAUUAGAGAUGGUGAUCAUCUUGUUCUUGUAAAAAAUGAUACGAAUGAAACUAGUUCAGAGUCCAGAACUAUGGGGGUUUGAUCUUAAAUCUUCUUCCUACCAUAAUUUAGUAAUGGAAAAAGUUUUUGGAGGAUAUAGUCAACUUCUGAUAUUGUUAAGGCAUCUAUUUCACUGGUUGCGUAUCAGUCUAGUUCAGGCAAGGAGUGAUAGAUGUUUAUGCAAUUAUGUGUAGAUAAGUCAUCUCGAUAGAAUUCAGACAACAUACUUUCUCCAUUCUUUUAAUCGACCA
Messenger RNA from Beta vulgaris subsp. vulgaris (sugar beet), 3257 nucleotides. Its product is annotated as potassium channel AKT1. NCBI's taxonomy places the organism in Eukaryota, Viridiplantae, Streptophyta, Magnoliopsida, Caryophyllales, Amaranthaceae. The coding region runs from base 311 to 3049 and encodes 912 amino acids. Gene Ontology annotation, molecular function: protein binding; voltage-gated potassium channel activity. Gene Ontology annotation, biological process: potassium ion transport; transmembrane transport. The record is from RefSeq and is a predicted model, not a curated record. The transcript is spliced from 11 exons. Gene Ontology annotation, cellular component: membrane.